AUGGAUGCAGAAUCUGGGAUCAACAGAACAGCUAUCACUGAGUUCAUCCUACUGGGCCUAGUGGAAACAGAGGAGCUACAGACCAUGCUGUUUGUGCUCUUCUUCUUUGCCUACCUGCUCACAGUAGGGGGCAACCUCAGUAUCCUAGCAGCCGUCUUGCUGGAGCCCAAACUCCACACCCCCAUGUACUUCUUCCUGGGGAACCUCUCGGUGCUGGAUGUCGGGUGCGUCAGUGUCACUGUCCCCCCAAUGUUGCAUCAUCUGGUGUCCCACAAGCAUACAAUUUCCUAUAAUGCUUGCCUCAUGCAACUCUUCUUCUUCCACCUGUUGGCUGGCACAGACUGCUUCCUGCUGACGGCCAUGGCUUAUGACCGAUUCCUAGCCAUCUGCCGGCCCCUCACCUACAGCACCCGCAUGAGCCACACUGUGCAGAGGACACUGGUGGCUGUGUCCUGGGCAUGUGCCUUCACCAAUGCACUGACUCACACUACUGCCUUAACUACCCUCAACUUCUGUGGUCCCAAAGAGGUCAAUCACUUCUACUGUGACCUCCCACAGCUGUUCCAACUCUCCUGCUCCAGCACUCAACUCAAUGAACUUCUUCUCUUUGCUGUGGGCUUCCUCAUGGCAGGUGGACCUGUGGUUCUCAUCAUCGGUUCCUAUAUUCAUGUCGUGACUGCAGUUCUACAGAUCCGAUCAACGGAGGGCAGGAAGAAGGCCUUCUCCACGUGUGGCUCCCACCUCACUGUGGUUUGCCUUUUCUAUGGGACAGGUAUCUUCAACUACAUGCGCCUGGGUUCAGAGGAGGCCUCAGAUAAGGAUAAAGGGGUAGGGAUUUUCAACACUGUUAUCAACCCCAUGCUAAACCCACUCAUAUACAGCCUCAGAAACCCAGAUGUUCAGGGUGCUCUGUGGCGAGUGUUUGCAGGAAGAUGGUCACUGAGCUGA
Cavia porcellus (domestic guinea pig) is the source of this 948-nucleotide messenger RNA. Its product is annotated as olfactory receptor 3A2. Gene Ontology annotation, cellular component: membrane. The record is from RefSeq and is a predicted model, not a curated record. Gene Ontology annotation, biological process: G protein-coupled receptor signaling pathway. The coding region runs from base 1 to 948 and encodes 315 amino acids. Lineage: Eukaryota; Metazoa; Chordata; Mammalia; Rodentia; Caviidae. The transcript has a single exon. Gene Ontology annotation, molecular function: G protein-coupled receptor activity; odorant binding; olfactory receptor activity.